Molecule: messenger RNA, 5883 nt
Organism: Lytechinus pictus (painted urchin)
Lineage: Eukaryota; Metazoa; Echinodermata; Echinoidea; Temnopleuroida; Toxopneustidae
Product: dentin sialophosphoprotein-like
Exons: 3
Coding region: 141-3647 (1168 amino acids)
Source: RefSeq, a predicted model, not a curated record
AUAUCGCAUCGCGUUAUAUAGCGCGCGAUCGAGCUAGGCGCUAACGUUAGAUUGCAUCCAAGCAAACAAGGCUUGAUAUUUCGUGCAAAUGCAAUUUCUGUAAUCUGAUCUCGACCUACAUUCUAUGAUCAUUGUUUAAAAUGACCGAUGGAAAGAAUGAACUUCAUUCAUCAAGUAGAAAAUCUUCCAGACUCGCCUCCAAACAGGCCUUUGAAAUGCCAACCCGAGAAGCGGUUCUUGGAAAGAUUGAAGUAGACAAGACACCCCAUAAGAGCUUCCAGCAUCUCAGACAUCGAAAAUUGGUUUUUAAUUUGGUGAAGGGACACAAUAGAUACAACAACACUGAUCCCAUAUCUCUCUGGGAAGACGAUGCUUUAGCAGAUUUUAUUGUGGACGAAAAUGAGGAAGAAGAUAGCGAGGAACAUAGUUCCAGCGAUGGAGACGACGGAAGCAGUAGUGAAGACAGCAGUGCUGAUGACAACAAGGACUUCAAAUCUUCCAAAUCUGAAAGAACAACAAGUAGACAGAAAACAAGUGGAAAAAUUAAAUCAAAUGGAACAAGAAAUGAUUCUACAGGACCAAAGAAGACCAAAUUACAAAUGGAUGGGAGUAGAUACCAUAGGAACCAAAGGAAAGAUGAUGAUCGUAAUCAUCAGAGUGAUGAUGAAGACACAUCAAUUCAGAGGAGCCAAAUAACGAGAAGACGGAGAGUAACUAUCAGUAGUGAUGAUGAUGAUGACGAUGAUGAUGACGACGAUGAUGAUGACGAUGAUAAUGAUGGUGGUCAUGGUGGAAGUAGUGAUGAUGAUGAUGAUGAUGAUGAUGGUGAUGGUGGUCAUGGUGAAAGUAGUGAUGAUGAUGAUGAUGGUGAUGAUGACGACGAUGAUGACGAUGAUAAUGAUGGUGAUGGUGGUCAUGGUGGAAGUAGUGAUGAUGAUGAUGAUGAUGAUGAUGAAGAAAUUGGCCAAAACUCAAGUAGUACAUGUUCACAGAGAAAAAAAAUAGGGGAAGAAGAAAGAAAUGAUGAUGCUGUUGCUAAUGGAGUGGUCCAUAAAUCAAAACGCAAACAUGUUCUUAAGAAGAAAAUGAGGUCACAGAUUGAAAGCAGUAGUGAAGAAAGCAGUGAUGAUAAAGAUGAAAAUGAUAGUGCUGUUGAUGAUGAGGAGGACAAAGAAAUAAUUAAGAAAUCAAGAAACACACUUGGGAAAAGAAUGUCAAAUAUAACAAGUAGGAAAGAUGAAUACAGUGAUAGUGAUGAUAGUGAUUUCAACAACAUAAUCCAGAAAGCUAGGAACACACCUGGGAAGAGAAGAGUGAUAAAGAUUGAAAGUAGUAGUGAAAAUGAUGAAAGUGAUAACCAAAUUACCAAGAAAUCAAAGGGUAAACCCAAAAAGAGAAGUACAAGAGCUACUUUUAAAAGUGACGUUCAAAAGGACAAAAAUGCUAAUGCAGAGGAGGAGGAUGCUGAUGAAAUCUGUAAAUCCAGAACCACUCCUAGGAAGAGAAGAGUGAUAAAGAGUGAAAGUAGUAGUGAAGAUGACAGUGGUGAUAACAUUACCAAGAAAGUGAAAAACACCCACGAGAAGAAAUUGAGAACAAAGGGCCAGAGAACCAAUAAAAACAAAGAACUUGUACAUAAAUCGGAAAGUACCAUUAUGAAGAGAAGCUUGAGAUCACCCCGCAGAAUUAAGUAUAGUAACAAUGAAAGUGGCAAUGGCAUUAUCCAAAGGGCUCGAAGUACCCCUGAAAAUGAAAACAGAAACAGAUCGAAGAUUGAAAGCAGUAGUGACGAUGAGAUUGAUAAGAAACCCAUUAAGAGAACAAGAUCACAGAUGAGAAGUGCUGAAGAAGGAAAAGCUCAAGAUGAAGAUGAUGAUGGUGAUAAAAUUAUUAAUUCAAGAACCACACCUAGGAAGAGGGGAACAAAAAUUGAAAGCAGCAGUGAUGAACUUACCAAGGAACCGAUAAAUACCCCUCACAAAAGGACAAGAUCACAAAUCAGAGGCGUUGUAAAAGAUCAUGAUAACAAAGAUGUUGAUUGUUAUGGUAAUAACGUAAUUAUCUCUAAAUCCAGAACCACACCUAGGAAAAGAAGAGUAAUUGAAAGUAGUAGCGAAGAUGACAAAAAAGUCAAAGGUACCCCUAAGAAGAGAAUGAGGACAAAGCCCAAUAGUGAAGAUAAAAAUAGCAAAGUUGAUGAACUUAAACAGAGAUCCAAAAGUACUGUAUUAAAGAGAAGCUCUAGAUCACCAUGCACAAUUAAUGAAGAUGAAAGUGAUGAAGCAAUUAUCCAAAGAGCUCGAAGUACCCCCGAAAAAAAAAAUGGACCAUUGCUCGAUAUCAGUAAUGACAAUGAAAUUAUCAACAAAUCCAUAGAUAUUUCUAAGAGAACAAGAUCACAGAACAGAAGUGCGAAAGAAGAAAAAGCGCAUGAUGACAAAGAUGAUGAUGAUGAUGAUGAUGAUGAUGACGGCUAUGAAAUUAUCCAUAAGUCCAGAACCACCCCUAGUAGGAGAGGAAUAAAGAUUGAAAGCAGUAGUGAAGGCAGCAGUGAAGAUGAACUUGCCAUAAUUACACCUCAGAAAAGGGCAAGAUCACUAGGCAGAAGCUAUGCAAACGAGGACAAAGAUCAAGAUGACAAAGAUGUUGAUGAUGAUGUUGAUGGAGUAGAUGAGAAGUCCAAAAGGAACAUAAGAACUAGACAGGUGAGAGUAAAGCUCAUGAAUAUUUGUAAAGAAAGAAAAGGCGAUGAUGCUAAAGAUGAUGGUAGUGGUGGUGAUGAUGAUGAUGAUAGAAACCUGAAGCAAUCCAAAAGCAUCCCUGGUCAGCAGAGAAAGAGAUCACAGCUUAAAACAAUUACUGUUGAUGAAACAGAGUUUGAUGAUGAUGAUGACUAUGAAAUUAUCCAUAAGUCCAGAACUACUCCUAGUAGGAGAGGAACAAAGAUUGAAAGUAGUGAAGGCAGCAGUGAAGAUGAACUUGCCAUAAAUACGCCUCAGAAAAGGACAAGAUCACCAGUCAGAAGCUAUGCAAACGACAAAGAUCAAUAUGACAAAGAUGUUGAUGAUGUUGAUGGAAUAGAUGAGAAGUCCAAAAGUAACAGAAGAACUAGACAGGUGAGAGUAAAUCUCAUGAAUAUUUGUAAAGAAAGAAAAGGCGAUGAUGCUAAAGAUAAUGGCAGUGGUGGUGAUGAUGAUGAUGAUAGAAACAUGAAGCAAUCCAAAAGCAUCCCUGGUCAGCUGAGAAUGAGAUCACAGCUUAAAACAAAUGCUGUCAAUAAAACAGAAUUUGUUGUUGAUGAUGAUGGUGAUGAUGAUGAUGAUGAUGAUGAUGAUGAUGAUGAUGAUGAUGAUGAUGAUGAUUAUGAUGAUGAUUAUGAUGAUGAUUGUGAUGAUGAUAGUGACAAUGAUAUCCAGAAAAAUAGAAACAGCCUUAGAAAAAGGACACUGAAGAUUGAAAGUAGUAGUGAAGACAAUGACAGUGAUGCACUAAAUUCCCCUGGUAGAAGGUUGCGAUCACAGCUCAAAAGGAAUGCUAAUGAAGACGAGAGUAUCGGUAGAAGGGGGAAAGGUGGUAGUCGAGUAAUCCAGAAACCUAUUGGUACUCCAGAGAAGAGAAGAACCCAAUCACAGGUAGAAACAGUCUAGCUGUUGAUUCAAACUCAUUCCAUUCAUGAUCUGGACUAAGCAUUUUAAAUAUUAUUUGUAGAUGAAGAGAGUGUGAACAAGAAUAAUACUGUUAGUAAAAUAAGUUGACCAAUCACUUGCCAGCUGCUUAAACAGUUUUGUUUUCUCUCCCCUUUCCAUCUCUGUCCAUGUUUACCAAGUGUCACUUUGCUUCAUCAAAAAUAUAAGGUCUUAUAAAAAGCUAUUAAUUUUCAGCUUGCUGCUAAUUUGAAUAUAUUUUUUUCAUGAUUUUACCAAUCCAGUUUAGCUGUGAUAUUUGUAAUAAUGACAUAUUAUUGUCUUCUAACUCUGGAAACAAGACAAAUCAUAGUGAAUGUAUGUAUAUUAAGACUGUUGUGCAUAUGGUAUCACUAUACAGUAUACUAAUUUGCUUAAUUUUGUGAUAUUUCAAAAUUCAUGUAAUAAACUAGUCUGAUGUGCAAACCCUUCACUCGAGUUAAGGGUCUGAAUGUGCAGCCUACUCAUGCCUUGUGUACUGAAGGCCCUCUGAAAGCGGCAAGUUUUUAAUGUACUAGUCUUUGCGUGGAGAUACUCGUUGAUCAAAGUUUCAAUCAGGGUCUGUGCCUGCAGACCAGUAAUAACCCUCAGCUGAAUGUGUUUGGGUGCAGGCUUGAAGUGUAGAAAUUGCACUUAGAGGGGGCUUUAAAGGACAAGUCCAUUCCAACAAAUGAGAAAGCGAUGACAGUUUGCUUAAUUUCACAAAACAGUUAUAUAUGCACAUCCUGGUCGGUAUGCAAAUGAGGAGACUUAUGACGUCAUCCACCCACUAAUUUCUUUUGUAUUUUAUUAUAUGAAAUAUUAGAAUUUUCUCAUUGUCAAGUGAAACAACAAUUAAUUCCUCCUUGAACAUGUGGAAUUACCAUUGUUUGAUAUGAUAUGGUUCAGUCAAGUUGGUCUUUAUUGUCAAAUCUGUAAAAAUGAAGUAUUAUAUAAUUCAAACAAUAAAAAACAAAAGAAAUAGUGAGUGAAGGACAUCAUCGUCUGUCCCAUUUGCAUGUCACUGAGUUGUGCAUAUCACUGUUUUGUGAAAACUAAGCGAAACUUUAAAAUUUCAUAACUUUCUUAUUUUACAUCCGAUUGUGAUGAAAUUUUCAGCGUUAUGCUAGUUUGAUUUUUCCUUAUUUAUUCAAAUCAACAUAUUUCUGGGUGGACUUGACCUUUAAUGAGUGGGAUGUUCUUAUGGUCUUCUAGUUUCAUUUAUUCAUGCAAAGUUUCAUCCUAUUGUUCUUUAUGAAACAUACAGUCUUUUGUUUUGUUAAAUUAUGAUUUGAAAGCAAUUUGAUUAACCUGUAGCAGUUAUGUAUUUUAUAAUGAAAUACACAAUUAGUGUUAAUUCCUAUUUGGCAUAUCAGUUUGUAGGUCUAUUGAAGAUGACCUAAUUUUUUAUUUGAUUAUAGGAAUGAAGAGAAAUAUCUAUUUCAUGAAUUAUGAAUGUGUUUCAAAUGAGUUUUUAUUCAUUAUGCAAUAUGAGGGACAUGUAGUGAAAAAUUUAUUAUCAACUGCUGGAUCAUUUAUCAAUCGAUCAAUCAGACAAUAAUAUGAAGAUGAAUCAAUUGUUUAACGCUAAAUUAAUCGAUUGUGUGAUUACUGAUUAGCUGAUUACUUGGUUGAGUGAAUAAGUUUAUAAUUGAUUUACUGAGCCAUUAUAUGGGUGGUUGAUUGAACAUACACCCAAGUACUAAGAUUUUCUCAUCGAUGAAGUUGACCACCAGUUCAAUACAUAUGUUGAUAUGUCAGACAUUGUGUGAAAAUAUUAUUUCAUUUUGAGGAUGUAUGCCAAGAUCUUUUCAUAAAGUACCUCAUAAUCACCUUUGGAUAAAACGUGAUGCCUCUGACAUAGCAACAUUAUUGUUGAUGUGAUAAUAAACAGGUAGCCAACUCUGGUCAUUUCAGAGUUAAUGAUGAACAGAUAAACUAGUAAUAAAAUCUGUGUAUAAUAUGAUCAGAAGCUAAAGCAAGUUUGAAACAAAAUAAUAUGUCAACAGACUCAUUUUGAUUUGGAAUACAGGGACCCUUUUCUUGUUACUUGGAUGGAUGAUUGGUUUUGAUUCAUCUGAGCAUUGCUGGGUUUCCCUGUCAAGCUUUCUUUCUUUUAUACAUGUACAUGCUGUAUGUAAAUAGCAUUAUUUUGCCAUAAAUUAACUGUAAAUAAUGCAUAGAUGUGUGAAUAAAAGUACAUUUAAAACAGAUACAAAGA